AUGAAACUACCGUACUUCAACAAUAUCACUCAUGUGGUACAACUGUGGCAAACCCGGGCCUGGUGGCUUCUUCCGACCGUUGUCCUCGCCGGCACUGGGGAGCUCAUCGGCUGGACCGGCCGUACUUGGUCGCACUAUGAUCCGCUGGAAUACAACGCCUACCUUAUACAGACCGUCACGCUGAUCAUCGCGCCGACGCCACUCAUUGGUGCCCUGUUCAUCACGUUCGGUAGACUUUCGGCGCGUCUUGGACAAGAAUACAGCCGCCUUAGUCCUCGUCUAUACUCCAGAAUAUUCUUCACUUGUGAUUUCGUUGCCCUGCUCGUUCAAGCGGGAGGAGGUGGGAUCGCUGCCAGCACCAGCAACAUCAAAACCAGCGAAAUGGGCAGCAACAUCAUGCUUGGAGGAAUCAUUUUCCAGCUGAUCUCGCUGUCCGUAUUUUGCGUACUCGUCGCAGAGUACCUAGUGCGCCGCUUCAAAGAUAGGCCACUGGGGAAGGCCACCAUGAACGACUCGACCCUGACCCUCACUGACACGCUUCGAGGACCAGUCGAGAAGCCGAUGCGGCUGUUGGCCUUGGGACUUUGCAUGGAAGCCCUGUUCCUGUAUAUUCGGGGUAUCUAUCGCACUGUCGAGCUAGCGGACGGCUGGAACGGAAAGGUCAUUCAAACCCAGUCCUUGUUCAUUGUCUUCGACGGCGUCAUGGUUUUUCUGACGAUGUUCACUCUCAACGUGUUCCACCCUGGCCGCUUGCUCAAGAACGCAGGCUCUGGAGGAGGCGCCGGAAUGUCCGAGAAGAAUGUCGCGGUGUAGGUCUUGUAGCACUGGGCACGCUGGCCGUGACGCGUGGUAUGCUCACAUUCGGUGGGAUCACCAUCGGACAUUGGGACUAUUAGUACUUACUUUGACGGACUUAAGCUUGUUGCCGCGAUAGCGGCUUCACUCACACUUUCGGUAUUCUGUAUCUGGAUACAAUGCCAUGCCAUUCCUUGC
This is a messenger RNA of Trametes versicolor FP-101664 SS1, 993 nucleotides long. RefSeq names its product RTA1 like protein. Gene Ontology annotation, cellular component: plasma membrane; fungal-type vacuole. The record is from RefSeq and is a predicted model, not a curated record. The transcript has 9 exons. The coding region runs from base 1 to 813 and encodes 270 amino acids. Lineage: Eukaryota; Fungi; Basidiomycota; Agaricomycetes; Polyporales; Polyporaceae.